Molecule: messenger RNA, 1008 nt
Organism: Pocillopora verrucosa
Lineage: Eukaryota; Metazoa; Cnidaria; Anthozoa; Scleractinia; Pocilloporidae
Source: RefSeq, a predicted model, not a curated record
CUUUUUAGCCAAAGCACCAAAAAAGAAAUAAGCCAGACACCCCAAUUACUGACUGGAGAUGGAAACUUUUCGUGGAUUGAAGUUCUUCGUCGUGGUGAGUUUUUUGCUCACCCAGUUUUCCGUUUACGAUGCCAUAGCUUAUGAGAAGCUUCAAAUGAAGUUUUCCGAGCCCCCUAGCUUUAAACCUGCCAAUACUGCGAUAUGCACCUGGUUGAAAAACCUCGAGAGCCUUGGCUUUCAGAAAGAAGUCGUCAGAAAGUCGGUUAAGAGGCCAGGAAAAGAUCGACCAGAUGCUGAGAAAACGACUUUUUACUACAAAUUGGUUCAGUGCUCUAAGGAAGCCUUGCGUAAAAUUGCAGCGGAAUUGAACUCAAGUGUUCCAGGUUCUUUUGGAAAGGAAAUGUUUCGUAAGGUGGCUGGAGAAGUAUCAUUCAGGCGUUUAAAUGCUGGUAAUGGAAUGUGUAAAGUAGGAUUAGAGGUUGAGUUUAAGGGAGGCCAGCCUUGCCGCGAUACUACAGGACGCAAGAAGAUGGAUCUUUCCGACCCAAGGAUGAAGAAAAGGAUCCGUGUUCGCCGAAAGGAGAAAGUUAUGAUUAAAAAAAUCCGUACUCGUCGAAAGAUUAAAAUCGUCAUUAAAGUCUCUACUAAAACAGCGUAGUUCUGGUUUUAAGAGGAAUUAUUUAUGAUAAACGCGUAGAGACUUGGGUUAUAGCUGCAUCCAAACCUGUUAAACCAAAAAAAAUUGUUAAUGUUAUUUUUAGAAUAACCUUUUUGACGACAGCAUUUUUUAAAAACUGUUUCAGUAGAACUGAAUGAUCUUGUAUACCCAAACUCACCUGAGAUGACGAGGUUUAUGACGCUUUCACUGAACGAGGAUUCCAGAUUUUUAUGUAUUCAUUCAUAUCAUAUCCAUUUUGUUACGCUCAAGCUAUCGGUAAUGAAACUGUUUUAGCACUUCCAGUUUGAGGAAGCAAAAUGGGCUGCAAUAAAAACCAGGGUUUAAAUGGA